CCAAAGAGCGCACUGGAGGCGGAGGGGCAGCAACCACCAGCCCGCUCCCCGCCUCCCAGACAGAGCCUCCGACAGCAUGGGGGUGACAGCCACCAGCUACGGAAAGCCUGGGCAGUGAGCCCCUUCUAAGGCUAAUGUGGAGAGCCGUGGGCAUUAAAAGGUCCAAGAACUGGGACAAGGCCAGAUGACAAAUGGAGGAUAGCAGACAUGGAGGACAGGACUGGUGACCCUGGCAAGGGGGUGACGAGGGCAAAGGGUAUCAGUGCCUUUCCCUGCUGCAGCAAGGAUUCAGUGGACAUUGUGGAAAGAAAGAGUGACAACCAUCACCACCAGCAGCAGCAGCACCACACCCAUGAAGAAAAAGAGGAUGAAGAAACAGAGCUGGAAACAGAGUUACCAAGGACGGAGCCACCCAGAGUGGACCCAGACCCAGGCCCAGUACCACAGCUGGAGGACAUGGAGCCAGAGUUACCCUCUAAACCCACACCUGAGACUGAAGGGGACAGCUACACUGAGAGCCCGGAGCAGCAGAACUACAGGAUCGAUUCCCUCAAGCCCUAUGAAGAAGAGCUGACAAGCACAAACAACUUCAGGCCCUGGGGCUUCGAUGUGAACUCCACCAACAAGGAGGAAGAGGAGGAGCAGGUGGGCGGCCAGUUCCGCUCCAUCCCCGUGCAGACCUCCAAGCAUCUUUUCUGGUCAAACAAGCUCAUCCAGGCGUCUGAGCACAGCCUACAGAAAGCCUUAGAAAAACAUCCCAAGGGCCCCCAGGAAAAGAAGUCUAUCUCCAUCCCCCAGGUGUACACAGAAUGUACCCAGCUGCCAUCCAGCCCCCCGGCGUCUCACCCCGCCUCGCCCCCAGCCCUUGGCCUGGCAGAUCUGAUCAACUUCGCCUCAUCCCUGGCUGUAGCCUCCUCCAGCAACAUGGCCUUGCCUAACUUGGAGACCAUGGUCAAAGGAACAGCUGAGAAGUCCCAGAAUACCUCUUUAGACCUCUGCCAGCCUGUCCAGUCCAUCAAGUUUGCCCAGGCUACCCAGAUCACUCAGAUAUCCUCAGAGAAACAAGACCAGUGCUCCAAAGACAUAGCUCACAAAUCUUGGACUCGGGAAACCAGGAAUGUAGCUUGCUCUUACCUAGAUAUUAACCAGGCAGGGCUCAAGACAGCUACCAUCCAAGGGGAAGUGAAGUUAGUCCAGGCACCAGCGACAUCCCCUCAGCUUCAGGAAGCCAAAGAAGACUCAGUGCCGGGAACCAACAAAGGGAAUCCAUUAUUGCUGAAAAUCCAUUUUAAGCUGUCAUCCCCCUCAGUCCCAGAGAAAUGACUAGACAAAGCAUUAAAGCCUCCAGUGCUGGCUGGU
Mastomys coucha (southern multimammate mouse) is the source of this 1359-nucleotide messenger RNA. It is a transcript of the gene Spata32, whose product is annotated as spermatogenesis associated 32. The transcript is spliced from 6 exons. Gene Ontology annotation, molecular function: actin binding. Gene Ontology annotation, cellular component: perinuclear region of cytoplasm. The coding region runs from base 208 to 1323 and encodes 371 amino acids. Lineage: Eukaryota; Metazoa; Chordata; Mammalia; Rodentia; Muridae. The record is from RefSeq and is a predicted model, not a curated record. Gene Ontology annotation, biological process: spermatogenesis.